AUGACCGAAACUCUAAAAUUAAGGGGUACUCUUUGUGGGCACAAUGGGUGGGUUACUCAGAUUGCCACAAAUCCUAAAUAUCCUGAGAUGAUUUUGUCUUCAUCACGAGACAAAACUCUCAUUGUAUGGAAGUUGACCCGUGACGAAACUAACUACGGUGUACCACAGAAGCGUCUGUACGGCCACUCUCAUUUCAUCUCUGACGUGGUUCUCUCCAGUGAUGGAAACUACGCUCUGUCUGGUUCAUGGGACAAAACACUCCGCCUUUGGGAUCUCGCCGCCGGCAAGACCACAAGGCGUUUCGAAGACCAUACUAAGGAUGUGCUAUCAGUUGCGUUCUCAGUGGACAAUCGUCAAAUCGUGUCUGGUUCCCGGGACAAGACCAUUAAGCUGUGGAAUACAUUAGCUGAAUGUAAAUACACCAUUCAAGACGAUGGUCACAGUGACUGGGUGUCAUGCGUUAGGUUUUCACCCAACCAUGCUAACCCUAUCAUCGUUUCUGCUGGCUGGGAUCGUGCUGUUAAGGUCUGGCACUUGACUAACUGUAAGUUGAAGAUCAAUCACCGCGGCCACUCCGGCUACUUGAACACAGUCACCGUGUCUCCAGAUGGUUCUCUGUGUGCGUCGGGCGGUAAGGACAUGAAGGCCAUGCUGUGGGAUUUGAACGACGGCAAACACUUGCACACUCUGGACCACAACGAUAUCAUCACAGCCCUCUGCUUCUCACCGAACAGAUACUGGCUGUGUGCUGCGUUCGGACCUUCUAUCAGGAUCUGGGAUCUCGAGAGCAAGGAAAUGGUUGAAGAGUUGAAACCUGAUAUCAUCAACCAGAACCAAAACCCCAACCCACCUCAGUGCCUAUCAUUAGCCUGGUCUACUGACGGACAAACCCUGUUUGCCGGUUACUCGGACAAUAUUAUCCGAGUCUGGCAAGUCUCGGUCUCCGCACGAUAA
Danaus chrysippus (African queen) is the source of this 954-nucleotide messenger RNA. The record is from the annotation of a GenBank genome assembly. NCBI's taxonomy places the organism in Eukaryota, Metazoa, Arthropoda, Insecta, Lepidoptera, Nymphalidae.